AUGUAUUCGCUCCUGUUCACCGUCAUCUGCUUCUGGUGUGUUACUGUAACUGCGGCUGCACCUCCAAUAUUACUUCCAACACCGAAGGGCCCAUAUGAGGAAAAACUUGUGGAAUAUGGCGCUUAUAAUGGAACUGUUCUUCAAGGACUUCUCGUUUACCAUAAAUCAAUCUUUCCAAAGAAAGCCACGCCAGCCGUAAUUGUCUUCCAUGCGUUCACUGGCAGGACAGAAUUCGAAAACCAGAAGGCUCGCGACUUGGCUAAGACAAAAAUCAAAAUGUCUCGUCUUGAGCUUGGAUACGUUGCCUUUGCUGCCGACGUAUAUGGCAAGGGUGUGGCCACGAACGAUACAAACGCGAAUUUUGCCAUAAUGGGACAACUUCUAGCCGAACGUACCACAACACUUCAGCGAAGAGUUCGAGAUGCGUGGAAUUAUGUGAAAAGCUUGUCAUACGUCAAAGAUCAGAAGAUAGGCUGUACCGGUUAUUGUUUCGGUGGGCUGACUUGCUUGGAUCUGGCACGAUUCGAUGUAGGUUUGCAGGCGGCAGUCUCAUUCCAUGGAACAUUGACAAACUAUCCAGGAAACAAUGCCUCUAUUGGAGCCUCAGUUCAAGCACAUCACGGCGACAUUGACCCUCAUACUACCAAUCAAAAUGUGAGUGAUACCGUACACAGUAAUCCAACAAUCUCUUGCAUAAGAUACGUUAUGCAUGAGAGUACCUUACAGGCUGCUGAAUUCCUCGAUGAAAUGAGAGCAAGACAAGCGGAUUGGCAUUUCACCUCAUAUGCCGAUGCACAACAUGCUUUUACCGUACCAUGUAGAGAAAUUCUUGCAGGGGCAGCCAACUGGGGAAUCCCUGGAGCAGCAUACAAUGAGAAGGCCGAUAAACGAGCCCACAGAGCCAUGGAAGGAUUUCUUGCAGAGAAACUUCUCAAUUAG
Molecule: messenger RNA, 939 nt
Organism: Cylicostephanus goldi
Lineage: Eukaryota; Metazoa; Nematoda; Chromadorea; Rhabditida; Strongylidae
Source: the annotation of a GenBank genome assembly